This is a messenger RNA of Anguilla anguilla (European eel), 4323 nucleotides long. RefSeq names its product ADAMTS-like protein 1. The record is from RefSeq and is a predicted model, not a curated record. NCBI's taxonomy places the organism in Eukaryota, Metazoa, Chordata, Actinopteri, Anguilliformes, Anguillidae. Gene Ontology annotation, cellular component: extracellular matrix. The transcript has 15 exons. Bases 219 to 2315 code for a protein of 698 amino acids. Gene Ontology annotation, biological process: extracellular matrix organization. Gene Ontology annotation, molecular function: metalloendopeptidase activity.
GUUUGGUAUGCAAACAUAAAUUUAGCAACAACGUGUUCUCAGCGUGCAAAACUAUUGGAAGCAACUAUGAAGUGUCAUGUUGUCAUCAAAAAACUUUUAGAAUUUAUAUUGUGGAGUGGACGAGAGCUGAAGGAGUAGACACCGUUUCUCUUGUUCAGGAUCAAACAUUCUCACAUAGGCUUCUUCACUCUGAAUGAGCGAAAUUGACAACCGGAGAGAUGGUAACCCACAUCCACAGAGCUGCGGGAAUUGUUUUCGUGGCGUCAUUAUUGCUGUGCAAGGUGGAGGCCAACGGGCACGAAGGGGCUGUGUUCCUGAGGGAGUUCACACUGAUUCGACGGGACGACCUGCCAGAGGAGUCUUCCCCUGAAGACACAGGCAGCAAUAAGCCUGAAGACCCGAGCUCACGCACAGCCCGCUCAGAAGAGGACCGAGACACCCUGUGGGACGCCUGGGGCCCGUGGAGCGAGUGUUCGCGCACCUGCGGCGGUGGGGCCUCCUACUCUCUCAGACGCUGCCUCAGCUCCAAAACCUGUGAAGGACAGAAUAUCAAAUACAAAACAUGCAGCAAUGUGGAUUGCCCCCCCGGGUCUGGUGACUUCCGCGCGCAGCAGUGUUCUGCCCACGUGGACGUGCGUUACCAGGGCCAGUACCACGAGUGGCUUCCCCUGGACAAUGACCCUGAGAACCCCUGUGCCCUCAAGUGCAAGGCCAAGGGCACCGGUCUGGUGUUGGAGCUCGCGCCCAAGGUGCUGGACGGCACCCGCUGCUACACCGAGUCCUUGGACAUGUGCAUCAGUGGGAUCUGCCAGCUUGUUGGCUGUGACCUUGAACUGGGGAGCACAGCGAAAGAGGACAACUGCGGAGUGUGCAACGGGGACGGCUCCUCCUGCAGGCUGGUGCGAGGGCACUACAAAUCCCAGCAUUCCGCGGGUAAAACGGAAGACACGGUCAUCGUCGUCCCCUACGGCAGCCGCCAUGUGCGACUGGUCCUGAAAGGGCCCGAUCACUUGUACUUAGAGAGUAAGACUCUACAGGGCGUGAAGGGAGAGAACAGCCUAAGUGAGCCUGGGACUCACCACCUAGAAAACACCACUGUGGACUUCCAGAAGUUUCCUGACAAGGAGGUCCUGCGAAUAACUGGGCCCCUGGGAGCUGACUUCACCAUCAAAAUCCAUUACACUGGAGGGGCAGACAGUGUGGUUCAGUUCAUUUUCUACCAGCCCAUUAUUCAUCGCUGGAGGGAGACAGACUUCUUCCCCUGCUCAGUGACUUGCGGUGGGGGGUAUCAGCUGACUUCAGCAGAAUGCUUUGACCUGCGUAGCAAUCGGGUGGUGGUGGACCAGUACUGUCACUACUACCCUGAGAACAUCAAGCCCAAACCCAAACUGCAGGAGUGCAACCUGGACCCAUGUCUAGCCAGUGACGGCUACAAGCAAAUCAUGCCCUACGACCUGUACCACCCCCUGCCUCGGUGGGAGAGCAGCCCUUGGACGGCCUGUUCCACCUCCUGUGGCGGGGGGGUCCAGAGCCGGUCCGUCUCCUGCGUGGAGGAGGACAUGCAGGGCACCAUCACUCACACCGAGGAGUGGAAGUGCCUGUACUCCCCCAAGAUGCCCAUCCUGCAGCCCUGCAACACCUUCGACUGCCCUACCUGGCUUGCACAGGAGUGGUCGCCUUGCACAGUGACGUGCGGGCAGGGUCUGCGCUAUAGGGUGGUCCUGUGCAUCGAUUACAGGGGUCUGCAUGCUGGUGGCUGCAACUCGAAAACCAAGCCCCACAUCAAGGAGGAGUGCCUGGUCACCGUGCCCUGCUACAAACCUAUAGAGAAGCUUCCUGUGGAGGCCAAGCCGCCGUGGUUCAAGCAGGCCCAGGAGUUGGAUGAGCACACAGCAGUGACUGAAGAACCCACGUUCAUCCCUGGGGCCUGGUCCACCUGCAGCAGGACCUGUGGGGCGGGGACGCAGAGCCGAACUGUGAAGUGCCAGGUCCUGCUGUCCUUCUCCCAGACGGUCGCUGACCUGCAGGACGAUGAGUGCGAAGGGCCCAAACCCCCAGAGUCUCAGCCCUGCUACCGCCGCCCCUGCGGGGGGGAGAGAGGGGAGGAGGAGGAGGAGGAGGAGGAGGAGGAGGUGGAGGAGGAGGCGGAGGAGGCCCGCCCUGUCGAGAAAGAGGAGCUUCACGACUGGGAGUACGAAGGUUUCACGGAGUGUUCGGAGACCUGCGGGGGAGGUAAAGAGCCGAGUCUCAGGAGCGGCUCCUGGGAGCUCAGUGUGUUUACGCUCCGAGGGGAAAAGCUCACGCUCGCUCGGUGAUGUAAGGCAGAGCCGCGACCGCAGUCUGCGGCCCCCCUCCCUGUUCCCCGCUCACGCACGGCCGCAGACGCCGCCCGCGCCGGCCCUUUUCCUCGUUAAGGCCGGGUAACGCCCCGCUUCGGCGGGGGAAGUUUAGCGAAGGACACCCUGAUUGAGUGUGCGCGUGAUGCACGACAGCUCUGCUCCUGUCACUGAAAAAUGUUCUUUUGAAGGGAUCUGCCUCUUGUCACUGAGGCUUGCGAAGUUUCCACCCUGCGUCGCGUGAGAUUUCCGCCGCUGCUCCGCCAUGGCCGCCCGCUCGCGUUACGCACAGCUGCACCACAGGGCCGGCUUCAUAAAACGCGCUUAAUUAGCACACUUAAUUUAAUGAAAGUUAAAAUUGCAUCAUACAAAUGACACGACCUCGGGCUUCUUAUUCUGAACACUGCGUUUGACCAUUGAAACAUUUAACAGUUACGUAAUGCGCAUGUGCUGAAUUAAUUUGUGAAUCAGAAAUGAAGCCCAUGUUUAGCGCACAAUAGAUUUCACACCUUUUGCGGUUCAUUUAGUCUGCACUCGCGUGCGACCUGGGAGGAGGCCCCAGUACUCGUUGCCUUAGCUCUGUACGCGUGUCCCCCGGCCUGUGAGUCACUUUGAGUGUUCAUUUUCCAAAAUGGCCUGCCAGCUCACGUUAGCGACGCGUUUUAUCUGCCCCCCUGCGCGGCGCGAUGUGUGCGAGGCGACCUGCGACUCCGGGGCGUUUUGGAAACCCGGCGGCGGCGGGGACGGCGUAAUGAAACAGUCGUCUCUUUCACGACUGGGGCCCCGUAUCGCAUGUCGCCCACAACAAGAGGCCGCGAUCCUGCGGAACGUCAAGCUGGCAGGGGCCGUUUGAAGCUGGCGGGGUGUAGCACCGCUCCCGGCAUUGCCUUUGACACGGCUGAAUUAGGGAUUUAUUAUUUAUUCGUAACUACGGGUGCGUGUGUUCCGUGGGUACCUUGCCGUGACAGGCCUCUCGCACGCGCGGUACGUUUUUCUGUUCUGACUUUGGCUAAACUUCAGCCAAUAUAAUCGACGAUCCCUUAGCUGCGUGUAGGUCUUUCUAGGUGAAAAUGACAAGACUGGGGCACCUGAAGCUAAUAUAGUACAUCUGUUAGCAUUUGGAAGCAUUGCUUAAUUGUUAAAGGGUUGGCUAUGCUGUAUUUCCUAUCUCUAAAUGGUUGAUCUUUGCAGGGAACUCUAGGGAAAACGCAGAGCCAAGCGAUAAAGGCGUUUUCAUAAAGAAACUGUUUUUUUUAAUGCGCCCUAGCAGUGAGGACAGUGGAUUUCUGCACUUCACAAUGGUUUUUGUUGCCGCGUCGUACUGUUCCCUGCUCAGCGUUACUCAGAACACUUUGAACUGCGCAGCCACAUCAGAUUGUUGAAAGUCGUACGGCCAGUUCUGAUUGGUCCAAUGACUCCGGGCUACAAAGCCAGUUCUGAUCAGUCCGAUCACUCUUGCGUUGCGCAGACAGCUCUGAUCAGCGUGAGCCACUGCCAGCAUCCUAAAGUGAAAAGGACAAGCAGAGAAUAAACAAUAGGGAUUUCGAUGGAGGGGAGCAGAAGAAACGAGAGGCCGUGCCAACAGCUUGGAUUUAAAGAAUAUGCAGAGCUGGCGUCCCGGGAAGGCUAUGCGCAAACAGCCGUAAAGAAAAUCAAACUGCUAGAAGCUGGCAUUUGCAGAGGCAAGAGCAACAGUUGAGAAUGAUUAAACAGGUCACUCUCGCCUGUUCAGCGCUGCGCUGAUUUAUCUAGCGUGGUAGACUGCAGACAUCGCCAGAGGUCGUGCGGCGUAACAAAACGUAUGCAUUUUCUGUGAGUGUGUGAGAGAUGGGGUGCAUUUGAGAGAGUGUGAAUACAUGUGCUACAGCCCUGAGCCCUGAGUAUGUGAUUAAUAUGUGCAACUGCCCUGAAUGAUCCUGAAUGUGUGUGUGUGUGUGUGUACGUAUAAUUUGUUCAUGCUACAGCCCUGAAUGUUCCUGUAUGUGUG